This is a messenger RNA of Suncus etruscus (white-toothed pygmy shrew), 5170 nucleotides long. RefSeq names its product GTPase activating protein and VPS9 domains 1 (gene GAPVD1). The transcript has 27 exons. NCBI's taxonomy places the organism in Eukaryota, Metazoa, Chordata, Mammalia, Eulipotyphla, Soricidae. Gene Ontology annotation, cellular component: endocytic vesicle; cytoplasm; cytosol. Gene Ontology annotation, biological process: vesicle-mediated transport; regulation of GTPase activity; regulation of actin cytoskeleton organization. Bases 96 to 4562 code for a protein of 1488 amino acids. The record is from RefSeq and is a predicted model, not a curated record. Gene Ontology annotation, molecular function: calmodulin binding; small GTPase binding; guanyl-nucleotide exchange factor activity.
UGCGAGGCCGAGGCGAGUGACCGUCCGUCCGCCCGGCGGCCUCCUCCUCCGGGACCCCGACGUGAUCAAGAUUUGGACCUUUCCCACAUUUGAAGAUGGUGAAACUGGAUAUUCAUACUUUGGCCCACCACCUCAAGCAGGAGCGCUUGUACGUCAACUCAGAGAAGCAGCUCAUUCAAAGGCUUAAUGCAGAUGUACUUAAGACUGCCGAAAAGUUGUAUCGGACUGCAUGGAUUGCUAAGCAACAGAGGAUUAAUUUGGAUCGGCUUAUUAUAACCAGUGCGGAAGCUUCCCCUGCUGAAUGUUGCCAGCAUGCCAAGGUCUUGGAAGACACGCAGUUUGUUGAUGGCUAUAAGCAACUGGGCUUCCAGGAGACCGCAUAUGGAGAGUUCCUCAGCCGAUUAAGGGAAAACCCUCGUCUCAUUGCCUCCUCGUUGGUCGCCGGAGAGAAACUUAAUCAGGAGAACACACAAAGUGUCAUUUACACAGUUUUUACCUCUCUCUACGGGAACUGCAUUAUGCAAGAAGAUGAAAGCUACCUCCUUCAGGUUUUGAGAUACUUGAUUGAAUUUGAGCUUAAGGAAAGUGACAACCCGAGGCGACUCUUGAGGAGAGGGACUUGCGCCUUCAGCAUCUUGUUUAAGCUUUUCUCGGAAGGACUCUUUUCGGCCAAGCUUUUUCUCACGGCUACUUUACACGAGCCAAUCAUGCAGUUGCUGGUGGAAGAUGAAGAUCACCUGGAGACAGAUCCCAACAAGCUCAUUGAGAGGUUCUCCCCGGCGCAGCAGGAGAAGCACUUUGGAGAGAAAGGCUCGGAUCGGUUCAGGCAGAAGGUUCAAGAGAUGGUGGAUUCCAACGAGGCCAAGCUCGUGGCCUUGGUGAACAAAUUUAUUGGCUAUCUCAAGCAGAACACGUACUGUUUUCCGCAUAGUCUGAGGUGGAUCGUGUCGCAGAUGUACAAAACCCUUUCCUGUGUGGACCGGCUGGAAGUGGGGGAGGUCAGGGCGAUGUGCACUGACCUCCUGUUGGCCUGCUUCAUUUGUCCUGCAGUUGUCAACCCGGAGCAGUACGGCAUCAUUUCUGACGCUCCCAUUAACGAGGUGGCAAGAUUUAACCUGAUGCAGGUUGGCCGCCUUCUGCAGCAGCUGGCGAUGACUGGCUCUGAGGAGGGAGAUCCUCGGACGAAGAGCAGCCUGGGGAAAUUUGACAAGGGCUGCGUUGCUGCUUUCCUAGAUGCUGUCAUCGGGGGCCGUGCGGUGGAGACCCCUCCCCUGUCUUCUGUCAACCUUCUGGAAGGGUUGAGCAGAACUGUGGUGUAUAUGACCUACAGUCAGCUUCUCACUCUGGUGAAUUUUAUGAAGAGUGUGAUGUCCGGAGAUCAGCUGAGAGAAGAUAGAAUGGCUCUUGAAAAUCUCUUGUCAAAUCUACCCCAGGCCAAGCUGGGGGCCAUCGGCAGUCUGGAAAUGACCCCCUAUAGUACCCCUCAACUCUCUCCAGCAACAACUCCAGCAAAUAAAAAGAACCGAUUGCCUAUAGGACAACACUUAGCAGCCAUCACUGCUUGGGAGUCCUCAGCCACCAACCUUACAGCUCAUAUCACUCUAGUAGCCCCAUUUGCAACUCGGAGCAGAAGUCGCACGAAUGUUCUUAUGGACUUACAUAUGGACCAUGAAGGAUCGUCUCAAGAAACCAUCCAGGAGGUGCAGCCGGAAGAAGUACUGGUCAUUUCCUUAGGAACGGGCCCACAGCUUACCCCAGGGAUGAUGUCAGAAACUGAGGUCCUAAACAUGCAGCUUUCGGAUGGAGGACAAGGAGAUGUCCCUGUCGAUGAGAACAAACUCCACGGUAAACCUGAUAAAACCUUGCGCUUUUCCCUCUGCAGUGAUAAUCUGGAAGGAAUAUCUGAAGGUCCGUCCAAUCGAUCCAACUCAGUAUCUUCUUUAGACCUGGAAGGAGAGUCUGUGUCAGAACUCGGAGCUGGACCUUCUGGGAGUAACGGAGUCGAAGCUCUACAGCUGUUAGAACAUGAGCAAGCUACAACACAAGAUAAUCUGGAUGAUAAACUAAGGAAGUUUGAGAUCCGGGACAUGAUGGGACUGACAGAUGAUAGGGAUAUAUCGGAGACGGUGAGCGAAACCUGGAGCACAGAUGUCUUGGGAAGUGAUUUUGACCCUAACAUUGAUGAAGAUCGUUUGCAAGAAAUUGCAGGGGCAGCAGCAGAGAACAUGCUGGGCAGUCUACUGUGCCUGCCAGGUUCCAGCUCACUGCUUCUGGACCCCUGCACUGGCUCAACCAUCUCAGAGACAACAAGUGAAGCGUGGAGCGUAGAGGUAUUGCCAAGUGACUCAGAGGCCCCGGAUCUGAAGCAGGAGGAGCGCCUGCAGGAGCUGGAGAGCUGUUCUGGCCUGGGCAGCACCUCUGACGACACGGACGUCAGGGAGGUCAGUUCCCGCCCCAGCACGCCAGGCCUCAGUGUUGUGUCGGGCAUAAGUGCAACUUCUGAGGAUAUCCCCAAUAAGAUUGAAGACCUGAGAUCUGAGUGCAGCUCUGAUUUUGGAGGCAAAGACUCUGUCACUAGCCCGGACAUGGAUGAAGUAGCUCAUGGUGCCCACCCACUGACCUCGCCUCCUUCUCAGUCCGAGUCCCUGCUUGCCAUGUUUGACCCCCUGUCUUCACAUGAAGGGGCUGCGGCUGUGGUACGGCCGAAGGUUCACUACGCCCGGCCAUCACAUCCACCACCAGACCCCCCAAUUCUGGAAGGAGCUGUGGGGGGCAAUGAGGCCAGGUUGCCCAACUUUGGUUCCCAUGUCUUAACUCCGGCUGAAAUGGAGGCCUUUAGGCAAAGACACUCUUACCCCGAGAGAUUGGUUCGGAGCAGGAGUUCGGACAUCGUGUCUUCUGCCCGCCGCCCCAUGAGUGACCCCAGCUGGAACCGGCGUCCAGGGAAUGAGGAGCGAGAGCUCCCCUCAGCCACAGUUGCCGGGGCGUCCAUGGGGGCCACGCCUCACUCAUCGUCGUCGUCCCCGAGCAAGGACUCCUCGAGAGGAGAGACUGAAGAGCGCAAGGAUAGUGAUGAUGAGAAAUCAGACAGGAACAGACCUUGGUGGAGAAAACGUUUUGUUUCAGCAAUGCCUAAAGCUCCUAUACCAUUUAGAAAGAAAGAAAAACAAGAAAAAGACAAAGAUGAUCUGGGGCCUGACAGAUUCUCAACACUCACAGAUGACCCCAGCCCGAGGCUUAGUGCACAAGCUCAGGUCGCGGAGGACAUUCUGGACAAGUACAGAAACGCCAUCAAACGCACCAGCCCCAGUGAAGGAGCGUUGGCAAACUAUGAAAGCGCAGAGGUCAUGGGAGAUGGCGAGAGUGCACACGAUUCUCCCCGAGACGAGGGACUGCAGAACCUGUCUGCUGAUGACUUGCCGGAUUCUGCCAGCCAAGCGGCACAGCCCCAGGACUCGGCCUUCUCUUACCGAGAUGCCAAAAAGAAGCUGAGGCUGGCUCUUUGCUCUGCGGACUCAGUGGCUUUCCCAGUGCUCACCCAUUCAACGAGGAACGGCUUACCAGACCACACGGACCCAGAAGACAAUGAAAUUGUAUGUUUCUUAAAAGUUCAAAUAGCAGAGGCCAUUAAUUUACAAGAUAAGAACCUAAUGGCGCAACUCCAGGAAACCAUGCGCUGCGUGUGCCGCUUUGACAACAGGACCUGCAGGAAGCUGCUGGCGUCCAUCGCUGAGGACUACAGGAAAAGGGCGCCCUACAUUGCUUAUCUCACUCGGUGCCGGCAAGGGCUGCAGACCACGCAGGCUCACCUGGAAAGGCUGCUGCAGAGGGUUUUGCGGGACAAAGAGGUGGCCAAUCGCUACUUCACCACUGUCUGUGUGCGCCUGCUGCUUGAGAGCAAAGAAAAGAAGAUUGGGGAGUUCAUUCAAGACUUCCAGAAACUCACAGCAGCUGACGAUAAGACGGCUCAGGUAGAGGACUUCCUGCAGUUCCUCUACGGCGCCAUGGCCCAGGAUGUCAUUUGGCAGAACGCAAGCGAGGAGCAGCUGCAGGACGCCCAGUUGGCCAUUGAGCGGAGCGUGAUGAACCGCAUUUUCAAGCUCGCCUUCUUCCCUAACCAGGACGGCGACAUUCUUCGUGACCAGGUUCUUCAUGAGCACAUUCAGCGACUGUCUAAAGUCGUGACGGCAAAUCACAGAGCGCUUCAGAUACCAGAGGUUUAUCUUCGGGAGGCGCCGUGGCCAUCGGCACAGUCAGAAAUCAGGACCAUAAGCGCUUACAAGACCCCCCGGGACAAAGUGCAGUGUAUCCUGAGAAUGUGCUCCACCAUCAUGAACCUCCUGAGCCUGGCCAACGAGGAUUCCGUCCCAGGAGCCGAUGACUUUGUCCCUGUGCUGGUCUUUGUGUUAAUCAAGGCAAACCCGCCUUGCUUGCUGUCGACUGUUCAAUAUAUCAGUAGCUUUUAUGCCAGCUGCCUGUCUGGUGAGGAGUCCUACUGGUGGAUGCAGUUCACAGCAGCAGUGGAAUUCAUCAAGACCAUCGACGACCGGAAGUCACCCUGACCCAGGCCCACUAAGGCAGCUGCAGACUUUUAGGCCGGGGCCCAUGUCGGAGAGAAUGUAGCAUCCUGGGAUGGCGGAAGAUUGUUUUUGUACCAUACUGUACAGCGUUCAGACAUUUUAAAACAGAUCUUUACUAAACAGAUUAAUGAGCUAACAAGCAGGUUCUUUUUUCCUUUGGGCUCUUUCUUUUCCAAGUUGCAUCUUUUAUUUUCUUGUCCCCAAGUAGAGACUAGGACUGCAAAAAAAGGGACCACAAUUUUUCAGGUAUUUUGAAAUACUAACAAAAUGAAACCAACAAAAAUAAUAUCUCAUAGAAAAUUCUCAGAUCUGCGUUUCUGGACAACUUGACUUUUAUAUAUUUAAAAAAAGGAUAGGACACCUCUGUUCGGAUGCUGGCUACUCAUAUCUCCAUCUAGUGGGAGGAAAAUGCCAAUUGUACUGAGGAUUAGAAGAGUGAUGACAUUAGUGGCAUUAUCUAUAAAUACAGGCACCUAAAUUGGAAAGUUGAGAAGGAAAUGUAAAUAUAAUAUAUAUUUAUAUCCGAUAUAAUAUGGACAACUUCAGAUUCUAAUAAACAAGGAAUAUUGCUGAUGGUAGGUUGUGACGGA